AGGAGGAAGCCUGCUGUCCGUGGUCUGUUUCUCUGACAAAGUCAAAAGCCUCUAGAGAGCUCACCAUGGCUUGGACUCUCUGCUUCCUUGCACUUCUCAGCUACCUCUCAGGUGUCAUUUCACAGUCUACAUUGACUCAACCAGCGUCUGAGUCUGCAUCCCCAGGAAACACCGCUAAACUCUCCUGCACCGCCAGCAGUAGUCCAGGUACUAUUUACUGGUAUCAGCAGAGACCUGGACAAGCCCCUCGCUUUGUGCAUUGUAAUGGUUGCAACAGAGGAACAGGGAUCCCUGAUCGAUUCACUGCUUCCCUCUCUGGGAAUAUGGGCUAUUUAACCAUCAACAACAUCCAGGUUGACGAUGAAGCUAAGUAUUACUGUGCAGCUUGGUUUAGCAAUGAGUGGGUCUUCGGAUCAGGAACCACCCUGACUGUCACAGGUCAGCCAACAGCACCUCCAACAGUGAACGUCUUCCCACCAUCCCCAGAAGAAUUGAAGACCUCAGACAAAGCCACCGCAGUGUGUCUGAUAGAUGGCUUUUACCCGAGUACCAUCCAAGUUACCUGGCAGGCUGAUGGCACCGCCAUCUCCUCUGGGGUGGAGACAACCACGCCCACCAAGCUGAACGACAAGUACGCGGCCAGCAGCUACCUCAACAUGAAAAAGUCUGAGUGGGAGAGCUAUGAAAGAGUCACCUGCAAAGUGAUGCACGAAGGGAAGCCCUUUGAGAAGGAGGUGAGGAGAUCGGAGUGUGCCUAAAGGCUGGAUGGGUCUGAUGAGUUCCUCGUGCCUCCAGCAGCUGAGAAGAAAGAGUCCUUUCAUGUUCAAGGGGGCCAAGUUUAUUUCCUCUAAUGCUACGUUGAUCCAUCAAGUCUGGUUUCCUUCCUAUGUUGUUCCCCUCCCCACACCCCCUCCCUUCCACUUCUCCCUGGAAUCUCCUUUGUGUGUUGGCUUAUAAUGUUUGCAAAUUAAUAAAAUGUCAUACAUUUCA
Zootoca vivipara (common lizard) is the source of this 990-nucleotide messenger RNA. RefSeq names its product immunoglobulin lambda-1 light chain. NCBI's taxonomy places the organism in Eukaryota, Metazoa, Chordata, Lepidosauria, Squamata, Lacertidae. The record is from RefSeq and is a predicted model, not a curated record.